Rhinolophus ferrumequinum (greater horseshoe bat) is the source of this 2405-nucleotide messenger RNA. It is a transcript of the gene NPTN, whose product is annotated as neuroplastin. The coding region runs from base 196 to 1395 and encodes 399 amino acids. Gene Ontology annotation, biological process: homophilic cell-cell adhesion; dendrite self-avoidance; axon guidance. NCBI's taxonomy places the organism in Eukaryota, Metazoa, Chordata, Mammalia, Chiroptera, Rhinolophidae. The transcript is spliced from 9 exons. The record is from RefSeq and is a predicted model, not a curated record. Gene Ontology annotation, cellular component: axon; plasma membrane. Gene Ontology annotation, molecular function: cell-cell adhesion mediator activity.
CAGGAGCGAAGGUCUCGCGAGGUUUGGGCGCUGCGGCGGUAGGAGGAGGACGGCGAAGGACGGAGCUGAGCCGGAGCUGAGCCCCAACUGCCUCCCUCGCUCACUCCCUCGCGCGCUCGCCCGCCCCCUCCCUCCCUCCCCUCCCUUCCCGGCCCCGGCCCCGGCCCAUUCGCUAGUCGCUCUUCUGCCGGGAGGAUGUCGGGCUCGUCGCUGCCCAGCGGCCUGGCCCUUUCGCUGUUGCUGGUUUCUGGCUCCCUCCUCCCAGGGCCAGGCGCCGCUCAGAACGCUGGGUUUGUCAAGUCGCCCAUGUCAGAAACUAAGCUCACUGGGGACGCCUUUGAGCUGUACUGUGACGUGGUCGGGAGCCCCACGCCAGAGAUCCAGUGGUGGUACGCAGAAGUCAACCGAGCAGAGUCUUUCAGACAGCUGUGGGACGGUGCUCGGAAGCGCCGUGUCACCGUAAACACCGCCUACGGGUCAAACGGCGUGAGUGUGCUGAGAAUAACCCGGCUCACCUUGGAGGACUCUGGGACUUACGAGUGCAGGGCCAGCAACGACCCCAAGAGGAAUGACUUGAGGCAAAACCCCUCCAUAACAUGGAUUCGAGCCCAGGCCACCAUAAGCGUCCUGCAGAAGCCGAGGAUUGUCAACAGUGAGGAGAUCAUUCUUCGGACUGAAGAAAGCCCUCACCCCCCCAUCACCCUGCAGUGUAACCUCACCUCCAGCUCUCACGUCCUGGAAUACAGCUACUGGACAAAGAAUGGGGUAGAACUAACUGCCACUCGUAAGAAUGCCAGCAACAUGGAAUACAGGAUCAGUAAGCCGAGAGCUGAUGACUCCGGCGAAUACCACUGUGUGUAUCACUUCGUCAGCGCUCCUAAAGCAAACGCCACCAUUGAAGUGAAAGCUGCCCCUGAUAUCACUGGCCAUAAACGGAGCGAGAACAAGAAUGAAGGGCAGGAUGCCAUGAUGUACUGCAAGUCUGUGGGCUACCCCUACCCAGAGUGGGUGUGGCACAAGAAGAACGGUCCGCCCCUGGAUAUCGUCAACACCUCUGGCCGCUUCUUCAUCGUCAGCAAGGAGAACUACACGGAGCUGAGCAUCAUGAACCUCCAGAUCACAGAAGACCCUGGCGAAUACGAAUGUAAUGCCACCAACGCCAUUGGCACUAACUCCGCCGUCACCAUUCUCAGGGUACGCAGCCACCUGGCCCCGCUCUGGCCUUUCUUGGGAAUUCUGGCUGAAAUCAUCAUUCUCGUGGUGAUCAUUGUUGUGUACGAGAAGAGGAAGAGGCCGGAUGAAGUUCCUGACGACGAUGAACCAGCUGGGCCAAUGAAAACCAACUCUACCAACAAUCACAAAGAUAAAAACUUGCGCCAGAGAAACACAAAUUAAGUCCUACUUAGAAUUACUUUAGGUUCCUGAAACUGGUGGCAACAUGACCUGCUAAAUUUUCCGCUGGGACUUCUGGGUCUGUCCCCUCUAAGCGAGCGGCACCACAGUGACUGUGUAAAGCAUGCCUUAUUCAGCCUCUCCUGCAGGGCGGCCGCGCCAGGUACCUUGUAAACAGUGCUUCAGUGUAGAAGGUGUAAACUACUUUGGGCUUGAUGUGCUGUGAAUGUUGCUUUCUUUUCCUUUAUUCAAAUAUUUAAAUAGAAGUGAAAAGGCCCCAUGAGGAUUGGCUCGUGCAUGCGCCAUUUUUAAUGCAGCUAUUAAAUUGGCCAAGGUCUAAAAUGCACUGCUGCCAUCUAGUGAUGCAUUUUUGUAAAGUACAGCAAACCUGCAGAUAUAUACAGUAUAUAAAUAUAUAUAUAUAUAUAUUUAUAUUUUGGGGGUGGGAGAAAUCCAAAAUAAAAUAAAAGCUUGUUUCAUUUUUAAGCUGCUGAUAUUCAUUCCUUAUUGUAUGUUGUCAGAAGAGGAAAUUGUGCGGUUCUGGUACAUAAAGAUGAGUAAUAUAAACUGAAAUCCAUCAUUUCAAGGGCUUAACCUACGACUGACAGGAAGCUGGGACAGUGCACUGAAUGAUACAAUGAAUUGCAGUACAUACGUAUGAUUACUUUUCAAGUGAUUCUUUUUUCUUUUGUUAAAUCAUGUAAAUUCUUAAAUCCUUUUGCACUGAUGUGCUGAACCUUAUUGUACAUUCAAUUAAGGCAAACUUUUAUAAUUUACUUUUUGUUUUCAGUGACCUUGAAAUGUUCUAGCAUGGUAUUCUAUGCAACUAGCUGUUCUUGGGGUUGACACUAUUUUUCACAUGAUUUUAAUGGGUGAAUGUAGGUUUCUCACCCGGCAGGGCUCUCACGGUCUGUUACUAUAGAUGCAUGUGCUUGUGUUUUGUGUAAUUGUUGAAGUGCAAUGAUGUAUAAAAAAGUGGAUUCACCUGUUUUUAAAAAUAAAACAUUGAUAAA